Acipenser ruthenus (sterlet) is the source of this 2666-nucleotide messenger RNA. RefSeq names its product interleukin-22 receptor subunit alpha-2-like. The coding region runs from base 39 to 731 and encodes 230 amino acids. Lineage: Eukaryota; Metazoa; Chordata; Actinopteri; Acipenseriformes; Acipenseridae. The transcript is spliced from 6 exons. The record is from RefSeq and is a predicted model, not a curated record. Gene Ontology annotation, molecular function: protein binding.
AUCGUACAGUAGCACAGCAGCACAGUAGUUGCGUUGAUAUGGUUUUGAAAGAGCUCCUUCUAGUAUGUUUGUUGAAUGUCUGUUGUUCAAAUCCUGGGGGUGGCCCAGCAAUACACAAGGUAAUAAAGCCAAAAGAAGUGGAGUUUCGCUCUCUAAACUAUAACAACGUCUUGUAUUGGAAAUCAGGGAAGCAACUGGACAGCAAACCUGUUUACUUUGUACAGUAUAAAAUCUAUGGUGACACACGAUGGUCCAAUAAGACUGAUUGUUGGGGGAUCAGAGAAAGUUUCUGUGACCUCAGCAAGGAGACUUCUGAUAACAGAGAGUGGUACUAUGCCAGAGUGUGUGCAGCUACGCCUGAAGUGCAGUCAGACUGGGUUUUCAGCCAGAAAUUUAUUCCAUAUUUAACAACUGUUAUCAGUCCCCCUGAGACCAGACUCUGGGCCGGGAAGGCAUCCAUACUGGUCCAACUCAAACCUCCACAUUCCCCUUACAAAAGAAGGAAUGGAUCCUGGAUUUCAAUGAAGAGACUUCAUGAUUUGAGAUACAGAAUAUACAUCACUAACAACAAACUGGAUCAGGAAAAACAUGUUUUUGAAGGAUGGAACAGAACUGUACAGAUAGAAAAUUUGACACCUAGAACAACCUACUGUGUGGUGACUGAGAUCUUCAUGGUUUCACAGGCGAGAAAAGGUCAGCAGAGUGAGAAAAAGUGUAUAAAAACACUCUGAGUGGCGACUUCAGGAUUCUGGAGGAGGCCGAAGGGGCAGCUGACACAUGGGCUUGGGAGGCGAAGGAAAAAUAACACUAGCCGGGAUGUGGACUUUCUGAAUAAUCUUUCUGUAUGAUACAUAGGUCUAUUACUGUAAUCUAAAUACAAUAAAAUCUAAUAUUAAUGCUAUAAGGUAAAGUUUUAAAAUAGUUUCACCUUACAGAUACAAAAAGCCACCACUUCUCCAAAUGUACUGCAUGCUGAAGUAAAACAUUUUCCAUCCAUACCUUUCCUUUAAAUUUGCAAUCAAGGGGUCAUUCCACAUUUUCAAGAAUGGACAAAGCAUACUUCUUUAAGACUCAGGGAAAGUUUGCUUUUACACGUAGUUAAUAUCUACGCUGAAGCUGAGAUGUUUAUAUCUACGCUGAAGCUGAGAUGUUUAUAUCUACGCUGAAGCUGAGAUAUUACUAUUAUUGCUUACUGAGAUUAAUGUGCUGAUUUAUGCUAUUCUUAUAUUAACCUUCUUUUCUACUUUUAUCCCAUAUUUUAUUUUUGAACGUUUGAUAAAAUGUAUAAAAGAUAUAACAGUGUUGCAUGUUUUAUUGUGCAAUUGUUUCCUUUGCGAUCUUGAACUCUGUUUGGGAGAAAUCUGUAACUUAGAGUGCUAACUAAGUUAAACCUUUACACACGUUAAUUAAUUAUCUUUAAUUGGAUAUCUAAACACCAGUUCGCCCAACAAUUCCAUGCAUUGUGCAGUUUUCUUUUUUUUUUAAUUUAGUCGUCGCCAAUUAUUUUUAUUACUUUCUCCCAAUUUAGAAUGUCCAAUUAUUUUUAGGCUCGGCUCAGCUCACCGCUACCACCCCUGUGCUGACUCGGGAGGGCGAAGACGAACACAUGCUGUCCUCCGAAGCGUGUGCCGUCAGCCGACCGCUUCUUUACACACUGCAGGCUCACCAUGAAGUCACCUCAGAGCUACAGCGUCGGAGGACAACGCAGCUCUGGGCACCCUUACAGGCAAGCCUGCAGGUGCCCAGCCAGACCACAGGGGUCGCUGGUGAGCGGUGAGCCGAGGACACCCUGGCCAACCUAAGCCCUAUAUUUUCAGACAGGACAAGAAACAAACAAACAAAGCACUCACGAUAACAACACAGGUUUCUCCUUCCGGUUCACGUUUAAACAUUACAAAAGGAACAGAUCACCUCACUCCGUCCCCUUUUGUACCGUCUAUCAUGACUAGGGCCAUGGAAAAUUCAUGAUUUCAUGAAUUUCACCCUUUCUGGGUGAGGUCUGAAAUCAGAUUCCCAAACAUGGCAAAAAUUGCACGCUGUUUUUGUCAAUUCCACCAAACUCUGUGGAUGCAGAACGAGCAGGUUUUUACACCACAAAGACAAACCAUGAGUGUUGAAACUGCAACAAGAUGCACGAUGCUGGCCUUCAACAAAUAACUAGUCUUCUGCUCAUGCACAACACGCUAGAUGGAUAAAAAGUCGCAUAUGAUUUCUUCUUCUUGUUUUUCCUGUUCUUCUUCUUCAGAUUAUUUUGUAUAGGUUGAUUCGCUCAAGUACCAAUGUUAUGUGGUUUUAAAAUGUCAUAUAUAAUUUAGUGUGUGUAAAUAAAAACACAACGUUUCAGAUUUGUCACUUGUACUUAACCCUGUUUUAACAUUUUUGUUAUGAACAUAGCCUAAGUUUUAAGCGUUUACAAAACUCGACAAUGUUACCGAAUUUGUCUUUCAAACUUGUUUUGUUUUAAUCAGUUUUGUCUGCUUGUUACUUUUUUCAGCCAACCCUUUGUUUGUUCCAUUUUAAAAGAUUGUUUUAAAUGUUACAAUGUAAAUGUUGACUCAGUAGCUACCAUUAAAUGUUAAAAUGUUUCAACCUUGGUGAUUUUCUUUGAUUUUCUAUUAAUUUUAGGCAACUUACAAUAGAAACUUUUUUUUUUAAAUAAAAUGGCA